AUGGAAAUCUAAGCUAUUGAGCAUAAUGAACUUACAGUUAGAUUCCAUUUUAUAGAUAAUAAAAACUAAGAAAUUCCUAAUUUGACUUUGGAAUCAAAGUAUCACAGUUUCAAGGCAGAUUUAAAACUAGAUAUUUUAGUUAAAGGAACUUGUUAGCUAAUAUACUGUUCCAUUUCACCAAUUUUAACAAUAGUAGCAAUUUUUUUAUAGAAUUUUGUAAAUGUCUAUUAUGUAACAUCAACUAAGAAUCCGGUUCUCAUCAGUGCUUUUGCCGUAGGUACUACGUUUCUUAAUUUGUUUGGCUAUCAUGUGAUGUUUGCUUUCAAUAAUAAUUUGAUUGCCUUAAUUUCUUAAGCUCAUGGAGCGAAAGAUCCUUAUGCAGUUGGUAUCCACUUUCAAAGAGGUCUGCUAUUUUAAUUUCCUCUUUUUAUUUUUCUUUUAAUUGCUAUCUACUUAAUUGAUUGGAUAAUGAUGAUUUUUGGAUAGCAUCUAGAAUAAGAAGUAUACUAAAAUGCUAAGUUAUUUGUUUAAUGGAGUGCUGUUAGUGUUCUCUUAUAAGGAAUAUAUGACGUUGGAAGGAUUUACCUAUGUGGCUAAAAUCACUUUGGACUACCUUUUUACAUAAAAUUAGUUAUAACUUUUGUUAAUAUAUUUUUAGCCGACACUCUUAUUGAUAAGUAUGGGUUAGUAGGAUUAGCAUUUGCAAAAAAUAUUGGCGAAUUUGUAGGUGUUAUAUUGCUUUAUGUGUUCAUAUCUAAGCUUGACUUGAGGAGUUGGAUUUCACCUUCAAUUUAAAUGUGGACUAAAUGGUGGGAUUAUUUUAAAUUCAAUUUCUCAGGAGGUCUUGCUCUUUACCUCCAUUACUUAUAUAUGGAAAUUUUAACAGUAUUUGUCUCAAACCUAAAUGAUAAAUCAGCACUGAAUGCACAUUUUUCAUUCCUCAAUUUGAGACCUCUUCUCUUUGCUAUACCUUUAGGAACUUCUGUAUCUGUCACUAGCUUUGUCGGCUAAUCUAUAGGAGAAAAUGCUAAGAAGAAAGCAUAAACAGCUUCAUUAAUGGGAGUUAUAGCUUGUAAUAUCUAUUUUUUAAUUUAAAUGGCUUUUGGCUACUGGCUAUCUGUGCCUUUAAAGUAAUUCCUUUCUAUUUCUGAUGAAAACGAAGUUGUCUAAUUUGAUAUAAUUUUUAACCUUUAUAUAUUUUUUAUAAUCUACGUUGAGAGCCAUUAAUUUAUGUUUACUGGAAUAAUGAAAGGUUGUAGCUAGCUAAAAUAAAAUUUGACAUUCUAUUUAGUAGGUUUCUACUUUAUUGGUAUCCCUUUAGUAUAUAUCCUGGGUAUCUUUACUUCACUGAGAUUGCAAGGAAUAUGGAUUUCGUAUCUUACCUCAAAUGUGAUAGUUUGUAUUUUUUAAAUUAUGUUUUUCUUGCGUAAAGAUUGGGAUGAUUUCCUAAAAGAUAUUGGAGUAGAUUUGGAUAAAGAAUUUGAAUUACCUCUAAUUGAUUUUGACAACAAUAAACAGAUACACGAUUCAAAUAAUAAUUAUUAACAUGAAGAAACUAAACUCUUAUAAGAGUAGAAUUAUUCCCCUCCAUCAUAUGAUAAUGCCUAGUAUAAUUCAGGUUCUUAACUCUUAACGAAAUGA
Molecule: messenger RNA, 1641 nt
Organism: Tetrahymena thermophila SB210
Lineage: Eukaryota; Ciliophora; Oligohymenophorea; Hymenostomatida; Tetrahymenidae
Product: MATE domain protein
Exons: 2
Biological process (GO): transmembrane transport
Cellular component (GO): membrane
Molecular function (GO): xenobiotic transmembrane transporter activity; antiporter activity
Source: RefSeq, a predicted model, not a curated record